Messenger RNA from Juglans microcarpa x Juglans regia, 1846 nucleotides. RefSeq names its product protein EARLY FLOWERING 5-like. The coding region runs from base 1184 to 1612 and encodes 142 amino acids. The transcript has 2 exons. The record is from RefSeq and is a predicted model, not a curated record. Lineage: Eukaryota; Viridiplantae; Streptophyta; Magnoliopsida; Fagales; Juglandaceae.
CCAAGUUUUUACUGAAGUUUUUUGUGCUAUUAAGUUUCAUGAAUUCUCUGAAUUCAUUUAUUUAUGUAAUUGAUGGUCCACUUAGAAAGAGUGAUCCGGAUAUUGAUUAUGUAGUGAUAAUGUUGAUUCUCUUCUUUAUAUAGUUAUCGAAUAUUGAUUGUCCAUAUCUUUUUUCAUCCUCAUUGUUCAUACAUUUGUAUACUUGUAUGUGAAACAGAGAUUUUGUCCAUUCUCUAUCCCUCCCAUUUGUUUGACUUAAAUUAACUUAACUCUUCCAGUUUUGUAUAGAUAAUCAUUAUAGUUAAUUUUUUUCAAUAUAACCCAUGGAAAGUAAGAGUUAGCACUCUGGAUCAACUCUUGGAUUUCAACCUCUGGGCAACCAUUUUCAGUGACAAUCCUCGGAUUCUCUGCCUAGGUUGAUCCUAGAACAGAACAAAAGUCUUAUAAUGUAACAGGACCUUGAAGCUCCCGGCAGUGAAUGAAUGAAAAGAUGAUUGCUGAAAUAUUGAGGACAGAGUAUGCUAAAUGCCACACCCUGGAGAAGUGUAAGAGAGCACUAAUGGUGUUGUGAUUAUUUUCUAUUGUUCUUUGCUUUGGAGUGAUUUCAUCUGCAAACAAUAAUAAUGCCUUCCGGAUAGUAUAUCAGUUUCUAUUUAUAUAUGUUUUAGAAUAUUUGAAAGACAGUUACCUAUAUAUACCUGUUAUUUUUUGUUUUCUGUGCUUAAUUUAGUUAUGCUUGGCAGAACGUGUACUGAAUCUCAAUUGUCUAGUGCUUCUUUGCCAUGCUUGAGAGGCUGCUGGUAUAUUUAUGGAUAAGUCAUUUUAGGCUGCUGUGUUGAGGUUGUAUUGGCCUGAUGUUGGCAAAGGCCGAGCUGUUUAUAAUUGGCACUUUGUGUUUGUGUUUGUACUUUUGUACAGGCUGUGUGUACACACCAGUACCAGUGCCUUCUCUUUAGGAGCUGAGGAAAGCUACUGCAAAUCAUACAUUCUAAAAUGUUUCUAUCACAAAAAUAGCUCUUGCCCUUUAUCUGGUAUAUUUAUGGAAGAAGAGGAAGUCAAGCACCCAAAGCCUGAAGUAAGAUGUGGCUUGUGAAGAUCAUUCCAAUUCUUUCCUGUUUACUCGAGAACGUGCACUCACCCUACGCUGAACCCUACUGGUGCCCCGCCACCAGGAAAGCCACCCAUGUUUAAAUCAUCAAUAGGGCAUAGAAUUCCCUUGUCUUCUUCCUCGAGUACUUCUGCUUCUUCAUCAAAGAUAGAGUCAGAAGAUGCUGUGGUGGCUGCACCUCCUCCACCUCCACCACGACCACCUCCCCCUUUGCUGGAUACUGGCAACAUCAACUAUAGGGAUGGCGCUAUUAAACCCGCAUCUUUACCUCUACCACCUCCACCUCUAAUGCCUCCAAAGCCUGUUGCAGCAAAUUUGGUUAUGCCAUUGCCUGCACCACCUCUGCUGCCGCCGCCACCUGGCCCCCCACCGAAAGAGCAAAAUGUGAAUCACCUUCCACCUCCCCCACUCCAAUUGUCCGCCCAACCACCUCCACCUGGUGUCAGUGGAGGUAAACCAACCUGCAUUGUUAGAUGGUUUGACUUCCAAGGAGCAAGCAGGUAAGCUCAUCUUCGUUCCUCCUACAAUGUCAUCUAUCUUGAAAUGCAUAAGAUUUUCAGAAAUGAGAUGGAUCCACACCUAGCUAAGUAGGCAUGUUCUUGUGAGAUUUUGAAUAUUAAUGUACAGGGUAGCGUAAUUGGGGUUUUCAUGCCCAAAAAGGUACAUACUUGGUUGGCAAUCUAAAACCUGAUGGUUUUGUACUGCUAUUCCAAGUUUGCACUUAGUAGCUUUAAUAUC